AGCGCAUUGAUACAAGUAAACGUAUCCUGUCCGAGUAAUUCCGUUCUACCGUGUCACUCCAAGAUUUUAUAAUGGCGUCGUCGGUUGAUUCUCUUCUUGUGCUGUUUUAAAACUUGGAGGGGUUGGUUCAAGGAACCCUUCCUAGGUUUAAAACAAGAUCCCAACAACUACUGUGUUGUCAAGAUUGAUUUCAACCAAAAUUUCAAAGCGAUUGUUCAUCUUUGUGGGUUUUGGUAACCCGAUGCGAAUCGCCACACCAGAAAAUCGACGAAGGAUCAGAGCUCCAAGUGUUGUGAGUUGGUGAGUCACUGGUUGGCUACCUUUGAUGUGAUCGCCACCCAACACUCUCGGGACUACUGUGUAUUUCAUCAUUUGAUGAAAUAAAAUAAGCAUACGAUGUUAUAAGCAACACGUGUUCAUUUACAACACCAAAGUCAGAAAUCCUCUGUCAUGAGCAUUCUCUGACACUACUGACAGUGAUUUCGUCAUAAAAUCACCCGCUAUGGAAAUGGUACUAGUAACUGCGUCUUUGUUUAUAAACUGUUUCACAGUGUUGUGACAUAAUCACCGUGGACACCUUUUUAUUCUAAAUUCUUCAUAAGGAAUUAUAUUAGUUUGAUUUGAAUAACUAGUUUUUAUAUGUACUAGGCCUGCACAAUGCAAUAUUUUAAACAGACUCAUGUUAGUUAGGCCUCACUAUACUAUACUCACUUUCAAUUAAUUUUGUUUUAUGUUCGAGUUUGAUAAAUGCAUUUAACUUGCAAUCAAUAGUUUCUUCAACACCCAGAAACUAUAUUCUGAUUGGAUUAUUCACUGUGACAUGCUGACUUUCUGAUAAAACUUUGAUUGCAUAAUACCUUCGUAAUCAACCAAAAUGGCACAAGUCAGAUGCAAUACUACAGGUGUUGGUUAUACCAAAAACAUUUCAUACGUUAACAGUAUUAACUUUUCUGCUGAAGGUGCUAAGAUGAGAAACACUUCAAACAUUUGAUUUACAUUUCUUGAUAUGAACCUAAUCACAAUAAUGGCCGUAAUACCUCCACCUUUAUCCCCUUCAAGUCAAGUGCUUAAAUUCGACUCUUUGGCUUGACAAAAUUAGACUUAAAAAAAGACCACAGGCCACAGGCAGCAUUCAAUAAUUACCAUACUCAGAAUAUCUUUGGUGCUAUUUUGCUAUAAAUAACUUUUUAUAUAAUAGUAUUGUCUUGUUAUUUUAAUGCAACAAGUGUAUCUGUGAUUCAAGAUUCCGGACCAGUGUAUUUCACUUUAUCCAGUGGUGUGAUUACUUGUCCAACUUUUCCCCCCUAUCAUUCCUAGUUGGUUCUAUGAACCGACAGCGCUCAAGGCCACGACUGCAGAUUAGUCAUGGGCCCAAAAAGAAAGUGGAAUAUGAACACCCACCAGACUUAGGUAAUUUAUCACCUGAUUUACAACCAUGUUCACCCCCAACAUUUUGCACUCCUGAAGAUGGAGCAGUGCAAGAGCAAUUUCUUGUGAUCGGAAAAUAUGUCAUUCAUCAGUCCAAUCCAUCAGUUGAAUGUUGUACUGCCAUUGAUAAAACCACAGGCCAGGAGUUUAUAUGCAAGGUAAAACCAACAUUGUAUAUUUAUAUUACCCGGAACUUAGUAUUAUUUAUUUAUUUUAAUUUUAUAUAUCAGGCUAUAACAUAACUAUCCGCCCCAUAUUGCCAUAUUAUUUUCUGGCCUAGCAACACAUUGCUCUUUGACUUCAAAGGAUGUUGCUCUCUAUAGACUAAUAGACUUAAAAUGGGCUCUUAAAUAAAGUAAAAAUGUAACAUUCCUACCCUACCUACGGCUCCAUAAUAUUUUCUUAGAUGUAAUUUAUAAAAAUUGUAAAAACCUUUAUUAUUCUGUUAAUAGUUAAGUACAAGUCCAAAUUAUUAUGCAUAUGGAUUAUGGCUAUGGGUUCAGAAAUGAGAAGGUAAAAUGUAUAUUUCAAUGAUUGUGAUAAAAUUGACUAGACUGUAAAAUCAAAAAAGUAAAAUUAGUGAUCACAGCAAUAUUUUAUAUUUUUUUUAAAUGUCCACAAUAUACUAUAACUAAGACAACUAUAUUAUAUAUAGUCUAUAGGCUUAUAUUUUGUCCAACAAACAUUGAUGGGGAUGAUAAUGAUUAAAGUAACAUCACCUACUAACUACUAGGACAUGUUUCUAUAGCUAGUGCGGGCUUAACAAAAAACAAUGGAAUUUCUUCUUGUUUUGCGCGCCAUAAAUGAAUUUCAAGUCAAAGGGAAGGCUAAAACCGUUGCCGUUAGUUUUCUCCAAUGUAAAAAGCACAAGCAGUGAAAAUUAUAUAGUAUAGUGUUAGCAUAGCUAAGUCAAUAAGUUGCACGGCUGCUUAUCUUUAUCUUAUAGUUGGCCAACCCCAUCUUUUCGAUAAUUUAAAAAUCCUGUGUUGAAAAAAUCUUAAUUUUAGUUCAAUCGCAAGAUAAGAUCGAGACACUAGUCAUAGUCAGAAAUUAAUUUAUGUUAGUCACAUGACUUUUGCCGCAUUAAAAAGGAAUCUUAACUCACGGUCACAUGACAGUUAUUUUUAGCAUGCUUGGUCCUGUUUGAUUAAAACAAUUUAAUGUUUUCGCGAAUUAUUUAUCUUAAGCAUAACAAAUACACUUAAUACUACCGGUAGCUGAUUUAGAUUAGCCAGACGUAAGGGUAUUGAUUAAAGUGUUGCGGUUUCAUCAUGCACAGUAAAACUAGCGCACGGUCUGGUAUGACAUUCUGGCUGGUUGGCUGACCUGCUCAGUCCGUUAGCUUUGCGGUUGCGGCCUCAGCUCGCUACGUGAUAAAACCCAUGUGUCGGGGUCAUUUAUGACAAGUGGACGAGAGGAUUGCCCGCGGAUCGCUCGGUGCUCUGUGUUAUCUGAUGUUGACCACCCUAACCUUAACUGGUCAGCCCGCUACUGGCACAUCAAGGGGUUCAUCAUCAGAAGGGUGCACGUGACCAAAGAUUUUUGUAGUUGCAUACUUUUCAGACUUCUGAAACGCCUUCGCAGCUACUUUAUUAUUAUUUUUUGUUUAUAAAACUUUAAGAAUUGUUUACAUUAUAUAAAAUUAUUUCGUCGCUGUGACUUAAAAAUAGAUUAAAUAUAUACAGUAAUACGGUAGUCAUUUGUGGAAGGAAAGUAGAGAUUUUUAUUUGAUGGGAUUUAAAUAUUAAAAUUAAAUCCACAACAAACACCACUUUGUUGUUUCAGUAAGAGGCCUAUACUUAGGCCUAUAUGACGUCUUGCUAGUUUGGCCGAAUUUUGAUACGCCCCCCCCCCUUUUUUUUUCCCCGAUGCAAAUUAGUCGCAACAUUCCUUAACAACAAAAUUUAACAUCGCCGAAAAUCGUGACCCCCCCCCCUUUUUUUUUUUCCUUCUUUCUUUUCACGUCUUCAUUUGCGGUUGGCCCCUAAAUAGCAUUAGUGGGCAUAAAAAAAAAAAAAAAAAAUAUUAAAAAAAAAAAAACGGUAUUUUUAAUUUCAUAAAAACUCACCUAAGACUAUGCAUAUAAAAAAUAUUAUUAUUAUAAGUGGUUUUAUAAUAUUAAAUGAAAGUAAAUUAGUGCAAGUAAGAAAAAAAAUAUUCUGAUUCAUUUUAGCUAGCACCGGACACUAAGAUCAGCAAUAAUCUUCAGGUGAAUAAAUCAUUCACAUUAACAACUACCACAAUAGUCAUCAAUUUUAGCAUGUGUCUGAUAUUAUCUUUUUUUCUUCAUUUAGGUUCUACCAUUGUGUAAAUAUAGACAAAACCUUGCCCCUUAUUUUGCUACUGAUGGUCACCCUAACAUUGUCAGCAUCUGGGAGAUAAUCCUUGGUCAAACUUCAGCUUAUGUCUUCUUUGAACGAGGCUAUGGAGAUCUUCACUCGUAUGUGCGGGAGAAGAAGAAAAUUAAGCAGGCUGAAGCCCGUGAACUUGCACGCCAAGUUGUUGCCGCCGUGCAUCAUUGUCACGAAAAUGGCGUUAUUUUACGAGAUCUCAAACUGAGGAAGUUUGUCUUUAAAGAUGCAGAGAGGUAGGUGAACUUGCACAUUUCUUUAAUCUCAUUUAAUCUUUUGUUAUUUAGAAGCAUCUGUGAUAUCUUUAUGGCCUGAAUUUUUCAUUGCGUACUUGUGUAUAUUCAAUUUGGUCGUCAGAUAAAAUACUCAGGAUGUGAAAAAUAAAGCAAAAGGAUGUUUAGUUACUUUGUUUGUGCGUAAACCGUUUGAUGAUUUUUCACCACAUAUAUUAUUCCCCACAUGAAUAUUCCUUAACAUUUUUGUGGGAUUGUUGCCAGUGAAACAUGAUUGUGAAACUCAUUAUCAGCCACACAGAAUUCAGUGAAAUACAUAUUUUAUGUUUAAAACAAUGAAGGAAAAAUUGCAGUCUUUGGCAUUGGAACAGUUUGUUUUAUGUCUCUGUUUUGAGGAUAACUUUAUUUUUCCCUGGAGGAUGCAGCUGUGUUAAUACCGGUUCAGGCGGGCCAGGAAUAAACAUGUCACACUUUUCAAUAAACAAAACAUCAAAAACAACCCAUGUUCAAGUCCAUGAGCUUUGUAGUUGUAGCUAUAUAUUUACUCAGUUGCCAGAAAUUCAUCAUUUAAAUUGUGAUUACUACUUCUACCUCAUGUGUAAACCAAAUGCACUGUAAUAUUUUUGUAGCAGCUACUAGAAAUAGGGUCAUAAUAUUUUCAUACUUAAAUGGUAACUUUGCUAUUGAAAUUUUGAAUUUUUAAAUUUUUUUUACAACACACUUCAUCAUAAUUUCAUGUUGUCCCACAGAACUGAACUUCGACUCGAUGGUCUUGAUGAUGCCAUCACUCUUGAGGAUGAUGAAGCAUCGGACACCUUAACAGACAAGCAUGGCUGCCCUGCUUAUGUUAGUCCUGAGAUCCUGUCAGCCCGAAACGGAUACUCUGGUAAAUGUGCCGACCUUUGGAGCUUGGGUGUCAUGAUAUACACCAUGCUUGUUGGCCGCUACCCAUUUCACGAUAGGGAACCAAUAGCGCUUUUUGGAAAAAUUCGUCGCGGCGCCUACAAGAUUCCUGAUACCGUGCCAGCUCGUGCUAAGUGCCUGGUACGCAACCUUCUCCGUCGGGAACCCAGUGAGCGCCUGAGUGCUGCAGAGGCAUUGGAUCAUCCUUGGUUCACCCGCCCGCUAAUGGUGGAGCCUCCCAAUCGGCCUGUUCUGGUACAGAAAGGUGUAGACCAGACGGUUCCUGACUACGAUUACCCCAUGGAAGAGAUUUCCCUGGAUUCCUCUUUGCCUAACUAGCUGUCCAGUAUUUUCUUGUCUCCGUCUACAAAAUAACCCAAUAUUUAAUGUUAGUUGCAUAGUCUCAUCACCUUUUUCAAAUUUUUAGGCACCACCAACCAUAUCUUUGUGUUUGUACUUAAAACGUCAAAGAAGGUUGCUGAGAAUUCUUUCCAUGGUGGAUAAAUGUAUUUCUUACUUUGAUCGAUGUUGGGGGUAAAGAGUUGAAAGCUAGGUGACACAUACAGCUUCCUGAUCAACUGCGGCUAGGACUGUAUUAUCUAGUGUUGCCUUUUCAAAAUUUCCCCUCCCUUCAUUCACUUUUCCAAUGUUGUUUUAUCAGGAGUCCAAUAUGACAAUUAUUAAAGACAUUAAUAUGGUUGACUUUGGCUGAAACUUUAAGGUUGCCACUUCCACUAGUGAUAUAUAAAUAGAUGUGUUUUUUAUUAUUUUUUUUUUUACUACUUAUUUAUUACUUUUAUGUUUUAAUUAUUUUUUUUUUUUGUAAGCAGAAUUACAUCACAGUACCAGGAAAUUGAUCAUUAUGUUGUGUAUUCAUCUGUUCAGUGUAUAAUCAUUGAAUACGUACCUAACUGGUUGGCAUAGGGUUGGGACAGUUGUAUCAAAAGAAUUAUAAAUAAAAACUAUUAGGUUGUCUCCUCUCCCCUGUAUUAUUACAGCGAAGCUAAAAAGAACGCUAAAAAUUAUUAGUAAUUUCUUUAGUAAAGAGCUGCUUAAUUAAACACUUAUUCAACUCUAGUUUUAGCAUAGAUCAUUUUGAAACUAUCAUAAAUGUAUUUUCUUAAAAGAAAAUCGGUUGUUUUAUAUCAAAAUGAAUUAAAAAGAACGAAACACAUUUUUAUUUGCCUAACCACUUAUACUUAAACUUAAUUGCAUUGGUCAGAAUAAAAUUCAGCUAUUAAAUUUGCAAGUUGGGGUUCUACAGAUGCUGUUGUAUUGUAUAAUAAUGUGUACUUGGAAAUAUGUACUGAGAGAUUUUCUUGUCUUUUAUUUAAAUCAUAGAUAUUUUUAAUAAUUAAAUUAAAAAUAGGCUCAUAUUUCAACGGGGAAAAUAUUUUUAAUAAGAAAAUAUAACUGUAUGUAAUUAUUCAUGUACACUUGCUAACAGUAUCCGUGGGAUAGACAAGAGACCACCAUGAGCAGUUGAAUGAGUCAGUUCAUAUUUCACUUCCGCUGUAUUUAGGUUUUAAGAAAGGCUUCAUGAUACAAAACUUAGCUCAUACCAAACAUACUGAUAUUCACCUAGAAAAUACUAUUAAGAUAGUUUUAGUUAGCCUUUGUAACUGUAAUUCUCUAUACUUGGAAAUAUUUCUUAAUCUUGACUGUUCUCUAUAACUUGCUGCUGCUAAUAAAGUCGUGUACAUACUUGAAUGCUUCCUACCCCCCACAGCAAUGAACAAACAAAUGUAAAGUGAACAAGUACAUUGUAAGAUGGAAUGAUGCUGGAUGAAACUGUUAUAAUUUGAAAUGACCUGAUCGUGAGAGUGAGCAAUGGAGGUAUCGACAAGGCCAAUGUUUGAGUCACUGCUAAACAAAGGAUGGACUUAAAUACUUUUUUUCAAUUGUAACUUCCUGUGGACGGUUGCCACUGUACCGGACCCUGUCUGAUACACAUCGGAAGCUCCCAAAACUAUCACUGUGGUGUAUUGAACCAGCGUGAAAUAACCCACAGCAAAGACUAGUCCGAUGGGAUGAAAUGUUCGAUACUGAUAAUGUGCAACAUGACCAAGUGUAUUCAGGACAACUAAAACAAUGUGAUCACCCAGUUUUUGCAUUUAUUUAAGCUCUUACUGAAAGCGUUUAAUGUUAUUUAUUGUGUCGGCAUGAGUGUCCAACAGCAGUUUGCCCAAAAAAAAAAAAAAAUUCUAGACAAAGGUUGAUCCAUUCAAUAGUGGGAAAUGAAAGGUUCUGUUGAGUAAGCUAUAAAUGUGCCGUUGACUCGUUGUAAAGCGCAAUGAUGUGCCUGGUAACCUACGAUACUAAAAUAGCAAAGGAUAUAUCAGAAAUUGAAAUCUUGUACGGUGUUGGAUGUCAAUGAAUACAGAAAGAUAAUUAUUGUGAGCUGGACUUAUUCUCAGCAGUGCCAUAUGCUUUUAAGUCACUUCUUUUAUGAAGACGACACCACACUAAUAUGCAACAAAAAUAAAUAAUCGCAAUAAACCUGUUUGAUAAAAUGAUCUUGAACAGUGAAGUGUAAACAAUUCUUAGAUAUGGAAAAUAGGGUUCGGUACAGCUGGAAAAGAACAAUGAGUGAUGGUUUCAGUAAGAAGCUGGACCUUUAAAAAAAAAAUGGUGUUUUCAAUCACGCAAUUAAGAAGCGAUUGUGCUUUAGUUUAUUUCACUUCAAACAUUGAUUGUGUGAAGUUGUCGGCAUUUAUUCUAUGCCAUCUUUUAGAAAGAAAAAACUGAAUUUCUGAAACUCUUAUCAGCAAGUCCUUGACAACUGUCUCUUAGCAUCCUGGCUGCCUGAAAGCAGUCCUGUGCAUACAAAUAUUGAUAUUAUGGAUGAUGGGGGACGGUUGUCAUGGACUGAGGACGUUAUUUUAUUGAAUUCAGUGAUCUCUAUUGCAAUGGUUUUCUUUUCCAUAAAUGGCAAUUUUCACCAUGUGAGGCUCUUAAAUGAGGUCAUUCUAAAAUGUUUUGGAGGAUGUGAAGGAGCGUGUACAGUAAUAGAAAAAAUGGCACAGCAUGCAUAUGUACAGUGGUAAACAAAAUUUGUUUAUAAUCUUUGUGACAUUUUUCUACCUUUACACCGCUGCACUAAAACUGAAGUCUUAAUUAAAUGGUUGCAGAAUUUUACAACAUGAGGAAAAAAAAAUUAGUAUAAUAUAUCAAAUAAUUUUUACUUGCUUUUUUUUUUCUUUUUUGUUACAUUUAUUUGAUUACUGUGAUGUAAAAAGCUUUUUUUUUUAAAACAAAAAUUGUGUCUGAACAACCAGGUUUACAUAAGAUGUCAUAUUUGAUUGCCAAUUUUUAAAAAAUUGUUGAACCAGGAUGUCAACAGUUAGUAUUUCAUUUUUGAAUAUACUAGCUAAAACAUAAAGAAUAGCAAUAAAAAACACAAUCUCUAAAUGAUAAAAGAAACAUCUUAUUUUUUAGUGUAAAAUUAGUAUUGAUAUUGAUAACAUUCUAGAAAUAUGGCCUCAAAUUGAAACUAUAUCAAGGUAGCUUGAAAGUAGUAUGUUGCUCACAUGGGCCGUGCAUCCUACAUAAGUGAAGUUAGAAGCACUUAAUCAUGUUGAGUUCUCUGCAGUAUCACUACAAUACAUUUGGGCUUAAAAAUGUCUGGAUAUUUAGACAGAACAUUUUUAGACCCACAUAUUAAGUUAAGCUUAAAAUAAGAUGAAACAAAAUAUAUAAUAUUUUGUGAAAUUAUUGUUUUUGAAGAGAUUGUUGAUAUACCUUAGCAAGUAAAUAUUUUUUUAAAAAAUCAAGGUCAUCACUUAAUAUAAGGUGACCCAUAUAUAAAUUUAGCAAUUACAGAUUACAUCCUGCAUGUGGUUAGACAAAGAUAUGUUUUUUUUUAGAAAUAAAGCUUGGAAAAUGUUUAAAUAUCCUAAACUUGUUGACCAUUGAAUCAUGCGUUAUGAUCAUACAUCUUGGAAUUGUUACCUGAAAGUGGUCUUUCCCAUCUUUGAGCAGCUGUUGUUUUCUUAGGUUGAGAAGCCUCUUAAAAGAUUUCUAUAUCUAAAUUAACAAAUACUCAUGAACCAAUUAUUUCUUUUGGAAAGGGGAGGGGCAUUCUAAUAAAGGUGUUGUUUAUAUUAAAAAAAAAUGAUUUGUAUUGAGUACUUGUUUCAGUCUGUCACAAACCUGGAUCCAUGCUUGACUUAAAAUUUAAAGGGUUUUCAGUUCAUCAUAUUUAAUUAGAUCUAGGUCAAUUGUAAUUUUUAAAAUAUUUUUUUAUUUACUAUUUCAGUAUUUGUAAAGACAGUAAUAUUAAAGGAGCAGCUUUAAUUUUAAAAAAAUGAAAUUCAGGAAAGAUGAACCCAGUUUUGCAAUUAAUUUCCAAACAUUUUGUUCUAUUAAAAGACAUGCUGUAAUUAGAAAUGCUUCAAUCCCACCUAUCAGUUUUUAUUUAUGAAAGGUUGAAAGAAAACAAAUCUCCAUAAAUAAGACCUAAAAUCCUUUUAUUGUAAAAAGUCAUGAGAAGGUCCAGAGCUUUACUGUAUGAUCAACACAUGACAUUUUUUUAAGGAAUAAGAAAUAAUAAUGCCAUAUAAUAUAUUUUAUCACUUGUCUACAGUUUUUUUUUGGUACUAUUAUUAUUAUUAUUAUCAUCUUUCAUCACGAGAAAUUCUGUCUGGCCAUAUUUUGGAUUAAUUUAAUUAAAUUAUUUAUUCUCUUUCUCUCAUCUGUUGAAUGUUAUUGUCAAUGUGGGUUCAUUUUGUUGUUGGUUGUUUCAGUUGGGCAUGCUGGUGUGCCGUCAAUCAAUCAAUAAAACAUGUUAGUAUAAUC
Lymnaea stagnalis (great pond snail) is the source of this 9712-nucleotide messenger RNA. NCBI's taxonomy places the organism in Eukaryota, Metazoa, Mollusca, Gastropoda, Lymnaeidae. The record is from the annotation of a GenBank genome assembly.